AUGAGAAAUGAUGAUGAAGAUGAAAUAUUGCACACUGGUAGAUUGUUUAAGCAGUACUCAGUGGACGAUUAUAUAAAGCUUGAAAGUCAAAGAUUGGAUUUUGCUUCAUUUAAUGAGGAUCUAUUUAGGAUGGAUGUAUUACAAGGACUGCUCGAUAUUCUAAGACUUGGAGAACGAGAUGCAUCUAAUGUUGGAAAGAGAAGUUUCCUUCCAAGUUGGCCGGAAACUAAGGAACAUCGGUACGCAACAGAUGAGACACAGAGCAGGCCUGAUCUAAUUAGUCGCAUCUUCAGAUCCAAAGUUGAAGAACUGAAAAUAGAUAUAACCAAGCGGAAUUUAUGUGCUCUGAAGUACGGGGGGGCGCAGUAUUUAGAUAAUUCGUUGGUUGUUUCGUACAAUCCUUUCCUGCCUGAUAAAUUCAAUUGUCAUAUGAAUGUAGAAGUGUGCUCUGAUAUAAAAGUUGUGAAAUACCUUUAUAAAUAUAUUUGUAAAGGGCAUGACAAAAUUGCAUUCUGUGUGCAAGAUAGUGAUACAAACAGAAAAAUAGAUGAAAUAAAAGAAUUCCAAUCUGCUAGGUGGGUCUCGCCUCCUGAGUCUGCGUGGCGCUUAUUUGGUUUCUCCAUUAGUGAAAUGUCUCUAAGUAUUUCUCAUCUCCAGUUACACCUUGAAGGGCAACAAUUUGUUUCUUUCAGAAAUGAUACAGAUAUACAUACAAUUGUUAACAAUCCAAUGAUUUAA
Molecule: messenger RNA, 738 nt
Organism: Solanum verrucosum
Lineage: Eukaryota; Viridiplantae; Streptophyta; Magnoliopsida; Solanales; Solanaceae
Exons: 2
Coding region: 1-738 (245 amino acids)
Source: RefSeq, a predicted model, not a curated record